UCAACCUGAACUGUUUCUACAUUCAAAAGGAAACUAAAUAAUGUAGAGACGAAACAACCUCUUUCACUGAGACUGAGAAGGGCUUCUAACAAUUAUAACAACGUGGACUCAGAAGAUAUGGACGAGAGUGAGGACAUGGAGGUUGAGGACAUAGAGGUUGAGACCAUAGACUUGACAAUGGUUGAGAUGGUUGAAAUAGACGACCCUGCACCCAGACGGACUGAAGAGUUCAGGCUGGUCCUCAUCGGAAAAACUGGAUCCGGAAAGAGUGCGUCUGGAAACACCAUCCUGUUCCUGUCACAGUUCAGCGCCAGCUCAGUCACCCAGAGCUGCCAAGUGGGGAGCACUGAGGAAGAGGAUGCUGAGGAGGAAGAUCAGACUGUCACACAGAGGAGGAUGAGGAGGAUCACGGUGAUUGACAUGCCGGGGUUUGGGGACACUCACUUAUCUGUGGAGCAGAUCUAUGCUGAGGUUGCUAAAUGUGUCUCUCUCUCUGCCCCGGGGCCGCAUGCAUUCCUGCUGGUGGUGCCAUUAGGGCGAUACACAGAGAAUGAGAACCAGGCUGCGUGCGAGUUGACCAAAAUAUUUGGUGAGGAGGCAGUCCGUCACCACACAGUGAUUCUUUUUACCAGGGGUGAUGACCUGGAACGGGAUGGCAGAGGGAUAGAAGAUUAUCUGAGUGAGACCGCACCUGCUGGGCUUAAAGCUCUGAUUGACAGGUGUGGAGGCAGGUACCAUGUGCUCAACAACAACGACCCCAGCAACUCAGCGCAGGUUAAAGAGCUCUUACUGAAGGUGGGCGACAUGGUGAGGCAGACUAAGGAAGGGUUUUAUACCAAUAACAUGUUUUUAGAAGCAGAGGCCGCCAUCAGGGAGGAGCAGACGAGGAUGUUGAGGGAGCAAGCUGAGGGGGAAGAACAGGAUAUAUAUAGGAAGCGUCACUUGGAUUCUUACAGAGCAGCGAGCAGCGAUAUAGGAUCCAGGAGGAGGGAGUUGGAGAGAGGCAGCAGGUCUGUGAGCAGGCGACAGUCUCUCCAUUCCUCUCUCACAAGGAGGGAGGCAGCGCUCUCUCCUAAGGUUCUGGAGACGAUUAAGAUCAUGGUGGUUGCGGGGGCCAAAGGCCUGUUAGUGGGGGCCGUUUUCGGGGCCGCUGUACCUUUAGCAGCCGCUGCCGGGGCUUCUUUGAUGGGGAACUCUAUUGGUUUUGCUGCAAGUAAAUUUGCCUGUAUGUCUUUCGCUGGAGGUUCAGGUGUUGGGAACGCCGUGGGGGCCAUAGUAGCAGCGGCCUCUGGGAAAACUGCAGUGGCUCUGGGGGCGGCAACGGGUGGAGCUUUGGGUGGUUCUUUCGGGGUUAUCACUGCUGCUAAAGCUGCCAGUCCUGGGGAGGGCGCUCUGGAUACCCUGGAGCAGGUUCGUCUCAUAGGGGCCUCUGCUGUGGGGGUGGCAGCAGGGGUGGGAGGCAUCUUGGCAGCUGGGGCCGCUUUAGGAGCAGCUCUGCAGGGAGCAGGUACAGCUGUAGCUAAUGCUGCUGUAGCUUCAAUAGCAGGAAGUGUAGCUCCUAGCAGCGUGGUGUCGGACCCCUGGGGGACGGUGUCCACACCCCUCCUGAGUGCAGUGGCUGAGAUCGGAAAGGCUGCAGCGGGCAUUGCCUUGGCUGGUGGUCUGGCAGUGAAGGUGGUGAAUAAAAGAGUGAGUUGUGGCACAGCAACAACAGAAGCCAGUGUCUCCGAGGAGGUGUCGUAUGAGAUCUGCUGGAACAAACAGUGA
Messenger RNA from Trematomus bernacchii (emerald rockcod), 1767 nucleotides. RefSeq names its product GTPase IMAP family member 4-like. Gene Ontology annotation, molecular function: GTP binding. The record is from RefSeq and is a predicted model, not a curated record. Lineage: Eukaryota; Metazoa; Chordata; Actinopteri; Perciformes; Nototheniidae.